Closterium sp. Naga37s-1 is the source of this 2505-nucleotide messenger RNA. NCBI's taxonomy places the organism in Eukaryota, Viridiplantae, Streptophyta, Zygnematophyceae, Desmidiales, Closteriaceae. The record is from the annotation of a GenBank genome assembly.
AUGCUUGGAGAACACGGUUCAGUGUUUGUUUCCCCUCACUUCCAUUCCCCCUCACUCUCUCACCCCUCACUACAUUUCCCCUCACUUCCAUUCCCUCUCACUCCAUUCCCCCUCACUUCAUUGCACCUCACUUCCAUCCCCCCUCACUCUCUUCCCCCUCACUUCAUUUCCCCUCAUUUUUAUUCCCCCUCACUCAAUUUCCCCUCACUUCCUUUCUCCCUUACUCUCUUCCCCCUCACAAAAUUUCCCCUCACUUAUUUUUCCUCUCUCUUUUUCCCCUCGCUUCUGUUCCCCCUCACUCUAUUCCCCCUCACUUUAUUUCCCCUCACUAAUAUUGCCCUUCACUCUGUUUCCCCUCACUUCCAUUCCCCCUCACUUAUUUUCCCUUCACUUGCAUUCCAUCUCACUUCAUUCCCAAUCACUUCAUUUCCCCUCACUUGUAUUCCACCUCACUCAAUUUCCCCUCACUUCCAUUCCCCCUCAUCCCUGUCCCCCUCACUUUAUUUCCCCUCACUUCCAUUCCCCCUCACUCUCUUCCCCCUCACUACAUUUCCCCUCAAUUUUAUUUUCCCUCACUUUUGUUCCCCCUCAUUUUAUUCUUCCUCGCAAAUACGGGCCCUUCACUCUAUUUCCCCUCACUUCUAUUCCCCUUCAAAUAUAUUUCCCCUCACUCAUUUUCCCCUCAUUUUCCUUCCCUCUCACUCUAUUCCCUCUCACUUCAAUUCCCCUCACUUCCAUCCCCCCUCACUCUCUUCCCCCUCACUUCAAUUCCCUAACUUGUAUUCCCCCUCACUCAAUUUCCCCUCACUUCCAUUCCCCCUCAUCCCUGUCCCCCUCACUUUUUUUCCCCUCAUUUCCAUUCCCUCUCACUCCAUUCCCCCUCACUUCAUUGCUCCUCACUUCCAUCCCCCCUCACUCUCUUCCCCCUCACUUCAUUUCCCCUCAUUUGUAUUCCCCCUCACUCAAUUUCCCCUCACUUCCAUUCCCCCUUACUCUCUUCCCCCUCACUACAUUUCCCCUCACUUAUCUUUCCCCUCGCAUCUGUUCCCCCUCACUCUAUUCCCCCUCACUUUAUUUCCCCUCACUAAUAUUGCCCUUCACUCUAUUUCCCCUCACUUCCAUUCCACCUCACUUAUAUUUCCCCUCACUCGUUUUCCCUUCACUUUCAUUCCCUCUCACUUCAUCCCCCCUCACUUCAUUUCCCCUCACUUCAUUUCCCCUCACUUGUAUUCCACCUCACUCAAUUUCCCCUCACUUCCAUUCCCCCUCAUCCCUGUCCCCCUCACUUUGCUUCCCUCACUUCCAUUCCCCCUCACUCUCUUCCUCCUCACUACAUUUCCCCUCAAUUGUAUUUCCCCUCAGUCUUUUUCCCCUCACUUUUGUUCCCCCUCACUCUAUUCCCCCUCACUUUAUUUCCCCUUGCUAAUAUUGCCCUUCACUCUAUUUCCCUUCACUUCGAUUCCCCCUCAAUUAUAUUUCCCCUCACUCAUUUUCCCUUCAAUUUCAUUCCCUCUCACUCCAUUCUCACUCACUUCAUUUCCCCUCACUUCCAUCCCCCCUCACUCUCUUCCCCCUCACUUCAUUUCCCCUUACUUGUAUUCACCCUUACUCAAUUUCCCUUCACUUCCAUUCCCCCUCAUCCCUGUCCCCCUCAAUUUGUUUCCCCUCACUUUCAUUCCCACUCAUUCUCUUCCCCCUCACUACAUUUCCCCUCAAUUGUAUUUCCCCUCACUUUUGUUCCCCCUCAUUCUAUUCCCCCUCAAUUUAUUUCCCCUUGCUAAUAUUGCCCUUCACUCUAUUUUCCCUCACUUCCAUUCCCCUUCAAAUAUAUUUACCCUCACUCAUUUUCCCCUCACUUUCAUUCCGUCUCACUCAUUUCCCCUCACUUCAUUUCCCCUCACUUCCAUCCCCCCUCACUCUCUUCCCCCUCACUUCAUUUCCCCUCACUCGUAUUCCCCCUCACUCAAUUUCCCCUCACUUCCAUUGCCCAUCAUCCCUGUCCCCCUCACUUUGUUUCCCCUCACUUCCAUUCCCCCUCACUCUCUCCCCCCUCACUACAUUUCCCCUCAAUUGUAUUUCCCCUCACUCUUUUUCCCCUCACUUUUGUUCCCCCUCACUCUAUUCCCCCUCGCUUUAUUUCCCCUUGCUAAUAUUGCCCUUCACUCUAUUUCCCUUCACUUCGAUUCCCCCUCAAUUAUAUUUCCCCUCACUCAUUUUCCCUUCAAUUUCAUUCCCUCUCACUCCAUUCUCACUCACUUCAUUUCCCCUCACUUCCAUCCCCCCUCACUCUCUUCCCCCUCACUUCAUUUCCCCUUACUUGUAUUCACCCUCACUCAAUUUCCCUUCACUUCCAUUCCCCCUCAUCCCUGUCCCCCUCAAUUUGUUUCCCCUCACUUUCAUUCCCACUCACUCUCUUCCCCCUCACUACAUUUCCCCUCAAUUGUAUUUCCCCUCACUUUUGUUCCCCCUCAUUCUAUUCCCCCUCAAUUUAUUUCCCCUUGCUAA